This is a messenger RNA of Leptosia nina, 705 nucleotides long. The record is from the annotation of a GenBank genome assembly. NCBI's taxonomy places the organism in Eukaryota, Metazoa, Arthropoda, Insecta, Lepidoptera, Pieridae.
AUGAUAAUUUUUUUGAGCGAACUUCAAAAAGAUCACUUGAGCCUUCUCCAUGAUCACUCUCCUCAAAUUCUUAUUGACUUUUGUAAAUUGACUAUUGAUUAUUUGAACAAUGGUGUAAAUGAGAAGAAGUGGUCAUUAGCAGCAGAUAAAUUACAGAUAUCACAAGGUCAAAUCCAAAAUUUAAUUCAAGCUUUGGCCUAUCUUAUUGUAGAAAGCUGCAAGUAUAAUUUAUCGGAGCAGAAUUUUAAAUCUUCACUAGCAUUGGCUGGAUUUUCAGAUGAUAACCAACAAGUACUUGUGAAGUUCUAUUUGACAAAAAAAGCAGAAAUAUCUAGUGUGUUAAACUUGCUUAAACAGAAUGAUCCCACAUAUCAGGAUUUAGCAUGGAGGUUCGAAGUUCAGAUGGCUUCAAAAGGUUGCACCGAGUCAGUGAAGCCUGUGGUGACUAUGGAUUUUGUUCUCUCAACACCAAAGAGUUAUCAAAACAUACAUAAUACAGGAAAUAUAAGAUCUCUAAAUUUUGAAGAUAACUGUAUAUCUUCAUCAAUACAAGAAGCGAAGGCUGCUAGUCAAUGUCAAAAUGUUGUUAACCACAUCCUUCUUCAGUGUGACCUACCGAACUUGGUACAUCUUACAAAUAUGUUAAGCGAAGCGGUGAAUGAAACGAAAAGUCAACACAUUAGAAAGAUACAAAGGGCAUUAUAA